Fukomys damarensis (Damara mole-rat) is the source of this 1677-nucleotide messenger RNA. RefSeq names its product integrin binding sialoprotein (gene Ibsp). The record is from RefSeq and is a predicted model, not a curated record. NCBI's taxonomy places the organism in Eukaryota, Metazoa, Chordata, Mammalia, Rodentia, Bathyergidae. The transcript has 7 exons. Bases 207 to 1178 code for a protein of 323 amino acids. Gene Ontology annotation, cellular component: extracellular region. Gene Ontology annotation, biological process: cell adhesion; bone mineralization; ossification.
GUGUUGAAGUUUGGGGGUAUUCUGGUGAGAAUCCACAUUCUGACAUCACCCUGACCAUGACAGUGAUUGGCUGCUGAAAGGCAAAGAAAGGUUUAUAGCAAGCUAGAGCAAGUGAAUGAAUGUGAGGGCAGAGGAGGCACUCAAUCUGUGUCCCUCACUGGUCAGCCUGUCUGCUUGCUCCAGCAUUGCCACGGGAAAUCACCAAAAUGAAGACUGCUUUAAUUUUGCUCAGCAUCUUGGGGAUGGCCUGUGCAUUCUCAAUGAAAAAUUUGCAAAGAAGAUUCAAAUUAGAAGAUUCUGAAGAAAAUGGGGUCUUUAAGUACAGGCCACGAUAUUAUCUUUACAAGUAUGGCUACUUGUACCCUCCUCUGAAACGGUUUGCAGUUCAGGGAAAUAGUGACUCUUCUGAAGAAAAUGGAGGUGGUGAUAGCUCAGAAGAGGAGGAAGACGAGGAGACUUCAAAUGAAGAAGAAAACAAUGAAGAUUCUAAUGGAAACGAAGAUGAAGAAUCUGAGACUGUGAACACUACACUUUCCAGUGUAACACCUGGCUAUGGAGAAGAAACCACUCCUGAAACAGAUUACAUAGGGUUAGCUGCGAUCCAGCUCCCAAAAAAGGCUGGGGAUACAGGAUACAAGGCUACCAAAAAAGAAGAAAGUGAUGAAGAGGAGGAGGAGGAGGAGGAGGAGGAAGAGAAUGAAAAUGAGAAUAAUGAAGCGGAAGUGGAUGAAAAUGAACAAGCUGUGAACGGCACCAGCACCAACAGCACGGCGGUGGAGAAUGGCAACGGUAGCAGUGGUGCGGACAACGGAGAUGAAGAAGGAGGUGAAGAAAGCGUCACAGAAGCCAACAUGGCAGGAACCACAGUGGUUGCGGGGCAGAGCACUGGCAGCUCAAAGACAACACCCUCUCCCAAUGGUGGCUUUGAACCCACAACCCCAGCGCCCAACGUCUAUGGGUCCACCUCCCCACCCUAUGAAAAGACCACCACAGCUGAGUAUGGUGCUGAGUAUGAGCAAAGCCGUGCCAAUGCAUACGACCCUGGGUAUGAAGUCUAUGACAGUGAGAACGGGGAGCCUCGUGGGGACAAUUACCGAGCCUAUGAGGAUGAAUACAGCUACUACAAAGGCCGAGGCUACGAUGGCUAUGAUGGUCAAGAUUACUACUACCGCCAGUGAGGGCCAGCCUUGGGGGGGGAGUCACUGUGCCAGCUUGCAUCUGGCUACCAGUUUCCAAGUUCAACUCAGGAAAGUGCAAUAUGUCUGGUGCGCAUGUGAUGGCAUGGACUGGUAGUGCCGCUCCUACGUGAGUCUCUGCAAUUGUUUCUGCCAGUCUCUGUAACUUUUCCCAGCUGUGCUUCUGGAAGGUUGUUGUAAGUCAGGAGCAUUUAUCAAGCGGUUCACCAACCCAGAAGAUGGAAUUAGAUUGAAAUUUUUGAGGUCGUAGCUCUAUAAAUAGCGUUUGUAAUGCACUUACUCUAUCGCUAACUGCCUAAAUGUACUCUUUAUACACGAGUACUUCUGAGAAGAGAUCCAUUGACGUUAUGAUGCUGUAUACAAUAAAUGUGCAAUUACUAAUCGUGCCACCUAUCCAACACUGUAUAUUAAGGCGGGUUAUCAUCCUCAUGUAUUUUAAUGUGAUCUGUAUGUAUGUCCUAUCUAUAGGUUUUAUCACAAA